AUGAAAGCAAUGGUAUGCGCACUUUUGUUCGUGGCCGCCGCAUUCGGCGCAAAUUUCAGUCAGCCGGUCUUGUGGGAGGACCUGGCUGAUCUCGACAUUUUUCGAGUGGAUGAUACUUUCUACUAUUCUGCUUCAACGAUGCAUUACUCCCCCGGUGCUCCUAUUCUGCAGUCGUACGAUUUAGUCAACUGGGAAUUCGUCGGACAUUCUGUGCCUACGUUGGACUGGGGCUCUAUCUAUAAUCUCGAGGGAGGACAGGCCUACGUCAAAGGUAUCUGGGCGUCGACACUCAGAUAUCGUAAGAGCAAUGGCUUGUGGUACUGGAUUGGGUGCGUCCAGUUCACCACUACAUAUAUCUACACUGCUCCGUCUGUGACAGGACCGUGGACAAAGAGUGGUGUUAUCAAUACCUGUUACUAUGACUGCAGCUUGCUCAUCGAUGAUGACGGCACAAUGUACGUGGCGUAUGGAGGGACUACCAUCUCCGUCGCCCAGCUCUCUUCCAACGGGCUCAGUCAAGUCACAGCGCAAACGGUGUUCACAUCCACCAUCGGAGCCAUUGAGGGCUCACGGUUCUAUAAAAUUAAUGGCGAAUACUACAUUUUCAACACGCUCCCUGCCAAUGCCGAGUAUGUUCUCAAGGCGAGCAGCCCAUGGGGCCCAUACACGCAGAAACUACUCUUGAAGGACAUUGCAACUCCUAUUACCGGAGGUGGUGUGCCGCAUCAGGGCGGCAUUGUUGAUACUCCAUCAGGGAACUGGUAUUACAUGGCCUUUGUCGACAGCUACCCCGGAGGCAGAGUCCCGGUUCUCGCUCCAAUUACCUGGGGCUCUGAUGGGUUCCCAGCAAUAACCACAGUCAACGGGGGCUGGGGCACCCAGUAUCCAUACCCCUUGACCUCACAUCCCCUGUCCUCCCCUACAGGAAAAGACACCCUGUCCUCCCCCUUGCCAUGUCUUUGUGCCUCGUUUAAGUAG
This is a messenger RNA of Aspergillus viridinutans, 978 nucleotides long. Its product is annotated as glycoside hydrolase 43 family protein. Gene Ontology annotation, biological process: carbohydrate metabolic process. Lineage: Eukaryota; Fungi; Ascomycota; Eurotiomycetes; Eurotiales; Aspergillaceae. The record is from RefSeq and is a predicted model, not a curated record. The coding region runs from base 1 to 978 and encodes 325 amino acids. The transcript is spliced from 2 exons. Gene Ontology annotation, molecular function: hydrolase activity, hydrolyzing O-glycosyl compounds.